Messenger RNA from Melitaea cinxia (Glanville fritillary), 467 nucleotides. RefSeq lists its product as uncharacterized. The coding region runs from base 1 to 459 and encodes 152 amino acids. Lineage: Eukaryota; Metazoa; Arthropoda; Insecta; Lepidoptera; Nymphalidae. The transcript is spliced from 2 exons. The record is from RefSeq and is a predicted model, not a curated record.
AUGUGUCUCGCUAAGGAAGGAGAAUCACCAUCGCAACGGGAGGAGGUUCAACCACCUCGUUCUCCUUGGAUGAAGCUCUUAAGUCGACAGAGCUCAAAACGAAAACUCCCGAGAAAAGUGACAAGCUCCACGAGGGUGAACCUAAAUAAGUAUUGGUCGAAGCUUGAGGAGUUAAUCUCUAACUCUUCACCUCGUCCUGACCUGCCAUCGCAUAAGACUGUCUAUCCUGAAGAACCCAUUUUAGUGCCAUUUUCCGAAUAUUUCUACCCAGUAGACCCGGUCAAACCGGUUACCAUCGAAGACAACGACAAUGCCGAAAACCAGAACAUCCUUAAUUCUAGCCGAUUCGAACUCGUCUCAGAGGAAGAGAUCAGUGACAAUAUGGCUAACGAAAUUCGAGAGAUCUGCUACGCGGCGACCAAAACGAGCUGCUUAAUAUGUAAGCUUUGCUGUUUGUAACUUAUGCU